This is a messenger RNA of Herpailurus yagouaroundi (jaguarundi), 618 nucleotides long. RefSeq names its product dachshund homolog 2-like. Gene Ontology annotation, molecular function: DNA-binding transcription factor activity, RNA polymerase II-specific; RNA polymerase II cis-regulatory region sequence-specific DNA binding. Lineage: Eukaryota; Metazoa; Chordata; Mammalia; Carnivora; Felidae. Bases 1 to 618 code for a protein of 205 amino acids. Gene Ontology annotation, biological process: regulation of transcription by RNA polymerase II. The transcript has 7 exons. Gene Ontology annotation, cellular component: transcription regulator complex; nucleus. The record is from RefSeq and is a predicted model, not a curated record.
AUGGACUCUCCAGAGCCAAAUGCAGAGAAGAGGCCCAGGGAAGAGGGACUGGAUCUGCCAUUUAUGAUGAUGCCACAUCCCCUACUUCCAGUCAGCUUACCUCCUGCAUCAGUUGCCAUGGCAAUGAAUCAGAUGAACCAUCUCAAUACUAUUGCCAACAUGGCUGCUGCAGCCCAGAUUCACAGUCCACUCUCCAGAGCUGGGACCUCUGUUAUAAAGGAACGGAUCCCAGAGAGUCCUUCUCCUGUUCCCUCUCUGGAAGAUAAUCAUUGUCCAGGGAGUCAAAUUUCCUCCCACCCCAGCAGCAGUGUGUCCAGUUCUCCUUCUCAGAUGGAUCACCAUUCAGAGAGGACGGUCAUGAUGCCCAACAACAGAGAAAAACUUAUUGUUGAUCAGGAUAAUGGACCCACCAUCAAAAGGGAUAAUAAAGGCCAGUCGUCUGCAGAGGGUCUUCUUGCCUCCUGUGGGAGAUGUUUGGUCCCUGGUUUGAAUGUGUGCCAUUCUAUUUUGAUUAUUACAGCUUUGUUGUGUGCCUUGAAACCUGUAAUUGUGAUACCUCCAGGUGCUUUUCACAGUACUCAUGGGCAGAAAAAGCUGCUGUGUGAUUGUGCAGACUGA